UAUGUGUGUGUGUGUGUGUGUAUAGAACCGACCUUGAAAUGAUGGGUUCUCUUCUGGAUUGUGGUUGUGGUUGUUGUUGUUGCUGAACUCACUGUAACUGCUCGUUCAGGGAGCCUCGGUGAGUGCUCUGAUCAUCACAGAGAGCGUUCCCUGGCGUGCCUUGGUGACCGUUUGGUCACGGGUUCAAAUUCGGAAACAACUUCUUUGCAUAUUCAAGGAAAUCAGGAGUUGUUCAAUGGCAAAAGAUUCUGCCGAUGCUGAUUCCCAUCACAGGCGUCUUGGUCUUUUGAAAGAUCAAGUUCACUUGGUUAAAAGGAAAGGCUCUGAUCGCUAUGAGAUUGCUCCAAUCCAAGACCAACUAUCAUUUGAGAAGGGGUUUUUCAUAGUGAUCCGUGCAUGCCAAUUGUUAUCCCAAAAGAAUGAUGGAAUAAUAUUGGUAGGGGUGGCAGGUCCUUCAGGGGCUGGGAAGACUAUAUUUACUGAAAAGAUACUCAACUUCAUGCCCAGCAUUGCAAUCAUUUCAAUGGAUAAUUACAAUGAUGCUAGUCGAAUUGUUGAUGGGAAUUUUGAUGAUCCACGCUUAACAGACUAUGACACAUUACUCCAGAAUCUGCACAAUUUAAAGGAAGGAAAGCCAGUUCAAGUUCCCAUAUAUGAUUUCAAGUCCAGUUCACGUACAGGAUACAGGACAGUCGAAGCCCCGAGUUCUCGAAUUGUGAUUAUAGAGGGCAUCUAUGCCUUGAGUGAGAAGUUGCGACCCCUGAUGGACCUUCGAGUCUCUGUUACAGGAGGAGUUCACCUUGACCUUGUAAAACGAGUUAUACGUGAUAUACAACGUGCUGGUCAAGAACCUGAAGAAAUUAUUCAUCAAAUAUCAGAGACGGUGUAUCCAAUGUACAAGGCAUUUAUCGAGCCAGAUCUCCAGACAGCACAUAUAAAAAUCAUCAACAAAUUCAAUCCAUUUACUGGAUUCCAGAGUCCUACUUAUAUAUUAAAGUCAGGAAGGAAUGUAGAAGUUGAUAAAAUUAAAGCUGUUCUCGCUGAGGAUUUUAAGGAAACAACAGAACAAACUUAUGACAUAUAUCUUCUACCACCCGGUGAAGAUCCAGAAACUUGUCAAUCAUAUUUACGGAUGCGAAAUAAGGAUGGGAAAUACAGUCUCAUGUUUGAGGAAUGGGUGACAGAUAAUCCAUUUGUCAUAUCACCAAGAAUUACUUUUGAGGUCAGUGUGCGCCUUCUUGGUGGACUAAUGGCUUUGGGAUACACAAUAGCCACUAUCCUUAAGAGAAACAGCCAUGUCUUUUCUGAUGAUAGGGUUUGUGUAAAACUAGAUUGGCUUGAGCAACUUAAUAGACAUUAUGUUCAGGUACAAGGCAGAGAUCGUUUAGUUCUAAAAUACAUAGGAGAACAGCUGGGUAUAGAAGGUUCCUACAUUCCUCGUACCUACAUUGAGCAAAUUCAAAUUGAAAAGCUUGUGAAUGAGGUUAUGGCUCUACCAGAUGAUUUGAAGACAAGGCUCAGCCUAGAUGAGGAUUUGGUGUCAAGCCCGAAAGAAGCACUAUCUAGAGCUUCUGCCGGCAGAGUUGCCAUGAGGAAUAAACAUCUGAGGAGUGGAAUAUCACAGUCGUAUACCAAUCAGAGGGACAAAAAUCUAGCUAAGGUUACUGGAUAUGGUGCCAACAAUAGAAGGUUUGGUGAAAGCAAUUCAGAUUCCACCGCAAUGCCAGUAAAUCAGGGAACCAUCAAUCAGCUUUCAGACCAAAUUUCUGCCCUCAAUGAUAGAAUGGACGAGUUUACAAAUCGCAUUGAAGAGCUGAAUUCCAAGUUAACCAUCAAGAAAAAUUCUCCAAGCCAACAAAACAUGUCACUUCAAGCUGAGACAUGCAAUGGUUCUGCUCCCACCUCUUACUUCAUCACUAGUUUGGGCAGUGGUUCCCUUACUGGAUCUAAAAUGACAAAUUCCUCUUCGUCCUCGCAGUUAGCUAAAGAUUCUCCUUUGAUGGAUGAGAUAUCAAGCAUCGCACGCAGUCAGCGUCAGGUCAUGCAUCAAUUGGACAAUCUCAAUAAUCUUCUCAGGGGGAGCUUGGGGGAGAAGUCUCGCCCAACAAGAACCAACAGCGGGAAAAGCAUCACCAUGUCAUCGGAUUCCAUGGGAGCUUGUGUUAUGGCGGUGGUCACAGUUGGUUGUUUGGGGAUCUUCUUGAUGAAGGGUUUUUUGAACAAAAAGUGAUUCAUUCCUCUAGGUAUAGUCAGCUUUUUAGGUUCAAAAAUAUUUUUCUUCACUGUGACAACCCUUCUGUUAAGAAAGGUGUUGAGACAUUGCCAGUUGAAGAUAGAUUCAGGAGACAGUCAUUUUAGGAUCAUUUGAGGGUCAGUGAGAGGAUGGUGCUCACUUGAAAUUUUGUCACUUCGCGGACUUAUUACUUUGUUAUCACAAUUUUAUGCCAUUUUCAACACAACAAAACAACAGAAGUAGAGUCUUUGGUUUAGAAUCUUGAUCAGGUGGUAUACCAUAUACCUUUCUUUCAACUUUUUUAAUCUUUAAAUAAGUUGGUAAUGGUGAGGAGGUCAAUUCAGCAACAUCUAUGACAUAAUUGAGGUAGAAAAUGCGGCAAAUACAAGACGAUGUACCGAGGUGUUACAUGCAAAUUGUUACAAAUGAAACAAAUCAUGCUGUUACCAAGUGAUGGUGCC
Glycine soja is the source of this 2694-nucleotide messenger RNA. RefSeq names its product inorganic pyrophosphatase TTM2-like. The record is from RefSeq and is a predicted model, not a curated record. The coding region runs from base 236 to 2230 and encodes 664 amino acids. Gene Ontology annotation, cellular component: cytoplasm. Gene Ontology annotation, molecular function: kinase activity; ATP binding. Lineage: Eukaryota; Viridiplantae; Streptophyta; Magnoliopsida; Fabales; Fabaceae. The transcript has 13 exons.